UCUACCAGAGAGCGUGACAGACGACCGAGUCCAUCCUAACGCGCGGUUUAUUCUUGCCGUUUACCGGUUACGGCCGUUUCUUUAAUCUAACCUCGUCAGCAGACAAUGAUUAAACACUAUUAUUCUCUUUGUUUAGAGAAAACCCCAUCGAACCGGCUGUUUCCCUACGUAUAUCUUGCACUUCCGGGUUUUCGGGCAAGCGUCAGUUCUGAGGAUCAGCUGUAAUGAUUGAAUGAGCACACGGAGAGGAGAGAGCGACUCCUGAACGCUGUGCUGCCGAUAAUCGUUGCUGGACACCAAGUGCAUAAUAAAAGACAGCGUGGCAAGAGGAUUCGUGGAAUAAAGCUGCUUGUUUAUGCAGCUGGCAGGAGUGCGUUGGCACUCACAUAUGUUAUUAUAAGCUAGUGUUUUAGGUACACAAGUAUGAAGAUAAUGUGUCAAUGGUGACUCAUCCUACUGGUCUAAUGCAGUUGAGUAAUUUCGGAUCUCCUAACACUUGAUGCCCGCUGAGCUUGCAUGUAUCUCGAAAUCUCGAACUGGACUGUUUUAUAUUAAGAGAUUUUCGCGUUUUUCUAAGAUUUGUGCGUCUGUCAAUCUUUGUUGGAUCUGGGAAACGACACGUACGUGAGAGUCUGGUUGUUUUGCAUGAUUUAAUGAAAGAGUUGCUGGUUGGACUAUGAAGAAGUUCUUCGAUACCCGACGGGAGAUGGUGAGCUCGGGGCCCGUGUCAGGAGCCGUCGCGGGGGGCAGCGCGGGGUCCGGCGCGUUCAUCGGACGCGUUUUCUCUAUUGGACGAUAUCAAGUGACCGUGGAGGAGACUGUAGCAGAGGGUGGUUUUGCUAUCGUAUUUCUGGUGAGGACUCAUCAGGGCGUCCGUUGUGCGAUGAAGAGAAUGUAUGUGAACAAUGAAUAUGACCUUCAAGUAUGCAACAGGGAGAUUCAGAUUAUGAGGGACCUUGUGGGUAACAAAAACAUUGUUGGUUUCCUGGACUCCAACAUCACAGCAGUUGGAUCGGGAGAUGUUUGGGAAGUUCUCAUACUGAUGGACUUCUGUAGAGGUGGGCAGGUGGUGAACCUGAUGAACCAGCGCUUACAGACUGGAUUCAGUGAGCCAGAGGUGCUGCAGAUCUUCUGUGACACAUGUGAAGCUGUCGCUCGACUACAUCAGUGCAAAACUCCCAUCAUCCACAGGGACCUCAAAGUGGAGAACAUCUUGCUGCAUGACAGAGGUCAUUAUGUGUUGUGUGAUUUUGGCAGUGCCAUUAACCGCCCCCAGAAUCCACAAGCAGAAGGUGUAGCGGCUGUAGAAGAAGAAAUCAAGAAGUACACUACUCUUUCAUACCGCUCCCCAGAAAUGGUGAAUCUUUAUGGGGGCAAAGUUAUCACUACUAAAGCAGAUAUAUGGGCUUUGGGCUGCUUGUUGUAUAAGUUGUGUUAUUUCACGUUGCCGUUUGGAGAGAGUCAGGUGGCCAUCUGUGACGGCAGCUUCACCAUUCCAGACAACUCCCGCUACUCGCACGACAUGCACUGUCUCAUCCGUUACAUGCUGGAGCCAGACCCAGAUGUCAGGCCAGAUAUCUACCAGGUGUCAUAUUUCGCCUUUAAACUGGCACGGAAAGAAUGUCCUGUACAGAAUAUCGACAAUUCACCCAUUCCAGCAAAACUCCCAGAGCCAAUCAGAGCCAGCGAAGCCGUGGCAAAGAAGAGUCAAAACAAAGCCAGGCUCACUGAUCCAAUCCCCACUCUUGAAACGUCCAUAGCGCCACGGCAACGUCCCAAGGCUGGCCAGGCUCAACCAAUCGCAGGCAUCCUGCCCAUCCAACCAGCACUCACCCCUCGUAAAAGAGCCAAUGCACCUGCAGGACCCAACCAGCCAAUCAGUGUUAACAUGGCUUCCCAGCCUGUUUCUCUUGCCCAAUCACAGGUUCCUGUCGCUCAGCAACAAGCCACUCCUAUUCCAAUACAGGCCACGCCCUCUCCACCGCAAACCACACCCCAGCACACACAACUGUUUGUACAGCAGCAAAAUGCAGCCUUCUUUACUGCUCAACAACAGCAGCAUCACUCAACGCAGACGAGCGCCAGUCCUGCACAAGCGGUUGCAUCAUCGUCCACCCCUGUUUCUACACACUCGAAACCUAAGAAUAGGGCUCCCCCCCCACCCAUACACCACCCUCAAACCAACCUCUUGACAUUAUCAGCAACCGCACAGACAAAAAGCAAAGCAACGGGCCCAACUCCACCUGCAGAGUGUUCACAUAGUAAUAACGUAGAUGGUGAUACCUCGGCCCAACCUAAAACCAAAGCUAUGGCACCUCCACCCCCUUCAGCACAUGCCUCCACCCCUCCUCCACCUAAAACCACCUCCACUGACUCUGAAGUGGACCCAGUGCAGAGGUCCAUCGCUGGAAGUCGUGGGAUGCAUAAAGUCGGAUCUUUGACUCCACCCUCUUCUCCUAAGACCGCCCCAAAGGGAGGCCACAGACGAAUUCUGAGUGAUGUCACACACAGCACCAUAUUUGGAGUUCCUGUGAGCAAGUCCACUCAACUGCUUCAAGCCGCUGCUGCAGAGGCCAGCCUUAAUAAGUCCAAGUCAGCUAGCACCACUCCCUCUGGUUCUCCAUGUUCAUCACAGCAGAGUGUGUAUCAGUCAGGGGGGGCUUCAGGACCCUCUGCUGGAGCCUCAGCAUCCUGGAACCCUUUUGGCGAUGACAAUUUCUCCAAACUCACGGCAGAAGAGCUGCUAAACAAGGAUUUUGCCAAAUUGGAUGCUAAGAUGGCAGAGAGAUCCUGUCCUGAAAAUCUGAUUCCUGGGUUGCAGUCGGUGUCUUCCAAUAAAGGCUUUCUUCAGGGAGGAGUUGGGACGGAUUCUCUGAUCCCUGGUCUGGAUCCUCUACAGACUGAUCCUGGGUCAGCUGCACUGCCAGAGUCCCUGGUUGGACAGGAUUAUCUUUUGGAUGGGCCGCUUCUCUCCCUCCCCUCCACUGGGGGUCUAAUACUGGCUUCAUCCCCCUCAUCUCUUCCUGCACCAUCUAUGGACCAGUUUACCAUUACUGCUUUGAGCAGUGGACAGUCCCACCAGGCCUCUCCCCUCUCAAGCCUCCAGUGCUCUGAGACUGGGGACCAAAGCUCCGAUAACCAGUUUGAUCCAAUUCCAGUGCUUAUCUCCAAAAGCUCCAGCCAAGAAGCCAGAAGGAUGCAUGAUGGAUAUGGAAUGUUGUUAGACGGAGAAGGUGUUGAGGAGCCCAUUGAGGACUGUUUUCAUUCCAGUGAUGAAGACGACGGAGAAAAAGAAGAGGGGCGGUCACAAGUGAGUGGCGAAGAAACUCCAAGUCUGGACUGCAGCGGCUCCAGACCAUUACUUCAAGACUCGGAUGACGACGAUGAGCAAAGCCCCGCGUCUUCGAGAAACUUCCAGAUGUCUUCCGAAUCCAAGGUAGCAGUUGAAAACCAGUCCUCCCUGGUUUCAGUCCACGCUCAGAACCACUCGCCACCACUGGUGUCACAAACCCAACAUCCAGGUGUGGAUCCAGGCGUAGAUGUCUUCUCCAAAGCUCCAUUUCGGAUCGGACAAGACAGUGACAGCGAUGGGGAUGUAUUCUCCAAUGCGCCUUUUGCUCGUCCCCCGGUUCAGCCUCAACCUGAUAUUUUCCUCCAGGCCCCCUUUGGUAGGAAGAAGGAAACUUCUGGAAAGGUCUACACCAAUCCAGUGGCCCAGCCGGGAUAUUUACACCCCCAUCCAGGUUCUUCCCUUGACGAGAACAUCCUCGGCCAAGUGACCACUCUGCCCUUUCGACCCCAGGCGCUUUCUAAGUAUUCCAGACACUACGAAGGACCCGUGAACGCCGAGCCUGGACACAAACCGAUCGGCGAUCACAAUCUGACGUCUGAUGGGGCUUCUGGUGACCCGUUUGUCUCGGCACCCUUCCACCUUAAAGGCCGUCACGAUAAACACUGAGAGAAUAGCGUCCGAAACCACACCAGUACUUUCGCCCCCCCUAAAAGAUUUGAGCUCAACAUAAUAAAAUGCUGUAUACUGAGUGUAAAAUAUUGAAGAAUGAAGCACAUUUUUGGCCUUUGGCUGUCUAUCUCUGGGUAAAUGUUUGAUUUGUGACAUCUUUUGCUACCUCAGAUCAUUCUCAUGCUGUCAAACUUCACUUCUGUCCUGUGUGUCUACCACGUCGUCAACAGAAAACUGGUUUGUUGCUUAGCAAAAAUGUUGGAUCGUUUUCUAUUAUGAGCAUGAGUUUAAACUAUGUUUUCCACCAUUAUCUGGUGACCGAUGGCGUUUCUACUAUCAUGGUAUUCCAGGCGGUUUUGUAUAGCUCACAUCUGGCAGAGUCACACAUCAUCAUAAAAAAACAGGAAACAUCCUGUCCACACAAUUGACGAUAAAUAAAACGUAUUUAAAAACGUGGAUUUUGUCUCUCAAAACAUACACAAAAGGUUAUCAGCCAAACAUUUCUUUGGGCUGUGAAAAUACUUUUACAUUUUAAAUUAUUAUUUCCAUUCAUAAAGAAAUUUCACAGGUUUUAAGCACCAAUGAUAUUUUUGAAUUGUAAUUUUCCAUCUAAAUUCUUAUUUCUGUAAAUUCUUUUAAAAAAUCAGCAUAAAUUCAAUUUAUUUAAUAUUUUAAAUACAUUAUAGAUUUAUUUUGCAGUCUUGUUCCUGUAAACAUGCUUAAUUUUCAUGCAAAUAAUGUGUUACAAUGAAAAAAUCGUAACUUGACCUUGACUGGUUAAUUCUUUCAGAUUCAUCAUUACAGCUAUAUGUAUUUUACAUUUGCACAACUUAACAAGUAAAGCAUCAAAUUGUCAAAUUUUCAUUUUUUUAAAAAAAAUAUCUGCGAAACCCUGAAUGUAUUGCAAUUUUUAAAUAAUAUAUAGGCUUAAUAUCUAUUUUUCAAUAACUUUUUUAAUUAUCCAUGUUGAAUUAUCAUUUUGACCCAUAAUAAGAGUUGCUCCAAUUAUUUCCUAAUAAUCAUGUUUAGCAUGAAAGCCAAUGAAAAGCAAGCAGACAUGAGUUCUAAAUAUUGUAUAAGCAACACCUGAUCUCAUGCACUGUGUUUAUGAAAGAGCAGUGCUAGUGUACAGUAUUUAAUACAAUCUUGAUGUUUAGCACAUUAGUGUUGGGCUCAUAUUAUACACAUGAAUGUUAAAUCCAAUUGAUGCUGGAUUGUAUUGCACACAACUAUAAUAGAAUGUUACUAUUCAAUGUAAUAUCUGUUUUCUAGCUAUCAAUGAACUGCACAUUCUCUUUAUUAUGUUUAAACAGGCAGCUCCAGUACCAAGAUGCUGUUAUCUCUGCUGUUCACCACAUCCACUCAAUCUCUUAUUAAAUGCAAUAUGUUCAAAUUCAGUCCUAACCCAUGAAACAUUUAACUUUUUCUGCACAGAUUUUCAAUGCGCCUGUGAUCCUCCGUUUGCCGCCUCAGCAUUUCAUCCCAUAAAUGCAAAUGUGUAAAUCGAGGCAUUAAGGCUGUUGUUAAUUAUACACGGGUGCAUCUUACACAUUUUCACUAUGAUAUUAAGAGUUAAAAGAUGUAGUUUGUAUUAUGUGGGGUGAAUUUUAGGUGUGUAUCCACGUUGAUCUUUGUGGAAAGGUGUUUUAUAUGAGAGACUGGGGAUUGUUCAUAUUUUUUAUGUCUAAUGUUGAAACAGCCAUGAUUGCUUGGUGGCCUUGAAUGAAUUUGGAGGCACUUCUCUUUUGGAAAUACUUGAGCUAUGCUAAACGCUCACCGGUGUAGAAUCUCUAUGUAAUAAAUGAAAUGUUUUAACGGUG
Messenger RNA from Pimephales promelas (fathead minnow), 5781 nucleotides. RefSeq names its product AP2 associated kinase 1a (gene aak1a). Gene Ontology annotation, biological process: protein phosphorylation. Lineage: Eukaryota; Metazoa; Chordata; Actinopteri; Cypriniformes; Leuciscidae. Gene Ontology annotation, molecular function: protein kinase activity; ATP binding. The record is from RefSeq and is a predicted model, not a curated record.